Messenger RNA from Cotesia glomerata, 1993 nucleotides. It is a transcript of the gene fd102C, whose product is annotated as fork head domain-containing protein FD4. NCBI's taxonomy places the organism in Eukaryota, Metazoa, Arthropoda, Insecta, Hymenoptera, Braconidae. The coding region runs from base 334 to 1653 and encodes 439 amino acids. The record is from RefSeq and is a predicted model, not a curated record. Gene Ontology annotation, molecular function: DNA-binding transcription factor activity, RNA polymerase II-specific; RNA polymerase II cis-regulatory region sequence-specific DNA binding. Gene Ontology annotation, biological process: regulation of transcription by RNA polymerase II; cell differentiation; anatomical structure morphogenesis. The transcript has a single exon.
CUGGUGCGCCAACAACGUAGCAACCCACAGAGAAGGGAACCUUUAGGUUGCGCUCAAACCAAGAUCAUAAAUCAUGACCAGUCGCUCGCUCGUCGCGAAUCAGGCCAAACAUCAGAGAAUAAACGUGGGUGCAACAAGUUAUGAGAUUUUUUUUUAUUUCAUCAGAGUUUGUGCAAAAUUAGUUAAGUAAAUUUAUUGUAUUUAUAGUAAAUGUGACAUAAACUCUAGUCAUUUAAUAAAAGUAUCAAAUAUUUUUAAAACCUGGAAUGUUUAAACCAACAAAGUUAAAUUAUCAGUGUAAACUAUAUUAGUUGUAAGAGUUUUUAAUCCGCAAUGUGUAAUAACGAAAGCCCUCCACCGGCAAAAGAACCAUUAGCAAUAGGCUUAGGUGUUGGUGUUGGUGGUACUAUGGCUGGAUUCUUGCCAUUUGAACACUAUCGGCUCCAAUUAUAUCAUUAUGCUUCAAUGGCCGAAAGAUUAAGAUUAGCUCAUCAGUUACAUCCACAACAUCCUGGAGUAGGACAUCCUACAUCUGGAGGACCAGGAUCUCAUCUUGGAAUGUCUCCAGGUUUUUCCGCACCUCUUCCAUUGUAUCCAGCGGCUGCAGCCGCAGCUGCUGUUGCAAGCUAUCCCAAUAGACUCGCUUUAUCUAUGGCUUUACUUCAUCCUCAUCAUCCUCGUAUGCCGGAAGAACCUAAACCGCAACAUAGUUAUAUCGGACUUAUUGCGAUGGCGAUUUUGUCAUCACCGGAUAAGAAACUUGUGUUAUCUGACAUCUAUCAGCACAUUCUAGAUAACUACCCGUAUUUUAGAAGUCGUGGACCAGGUUGGAGGAAUUCUAUAAGACAUAACUUGUCGUUGAACGAUUGCUUUGUUAAAUCUGGAAGGAGUGCUAAUGGUAAAGGCCACUAUUGGGCCAUCCAUCCAGCUAAUUUGGAAGACUUUCGUCGUGGUGACUUCCGACGACGCAAAGCUCAAAGAAAAGUACGCCGCCAUAUGGGUCUUGCUGUUGACGAAGAACCAGACAGUCCGAGCCCACCACCUUUACCAGCAACUCCACCACCGCCGACGGGUCUGGUUGGUCCCUCGGUUACUUCGCAGCCGAUAGCGGCCCUUUGGAGUCCUCAACAUCAUCACCAUCAUCACCAAGCUCAGCAGUCCAACAAUCAUCAGUUACAGCAAUUAUCUCCACAAAGUCCACAUUCACAGCAUCAACAUCAACGUCAUAUUCAAAAUCUUCCUCUGUUGAGAAUGUCCUAUCAACCAUCUCGAAAACGUCAAUUUGACGUUGCUAGUCUUCUUGCGCCAGAUGACCAACAAAUCGAUGACGUUGAGUCUGUUGUUAUCAGAACAACCAAAACGCGGAAAUAUAGUUGCAGUGAGGAUGAGCAAGAAACUGACCAUAUAGAUCAAGAUGACGAAGAUAUUGACGUGGACGUUGAUGUGGUUGCUGAAGCAAAUCCACUACCUUCGCCUGGCACACCCAGUGCAAGCCCUGAUACCAAAAUGAUUUCACCCAGCAAUCAGUGUGAUUGGAAUGAGCCGACGGCAAUAAAAACAACACAACCACUUUCAUCAAUGCAUCUUCACAAUCAUUUGCAUAUUAGAAAUUAUUAUAUUCAAGCAAACGCGACGUCAACUUCUAGCGUUUAAAUAUAAUAAGACAUAUAUAUUAAUAAAUAUAUUUAUAAAUUGUGUACAUAAAAUCUUCAUAUUGUAAAUAUUAGAAAAAAACUAAAUGCUGAUCUCGGCUGUUCAAAGUGUAAAAUAGUAAGUGUAAAAAAUGUAUAUCAUUAUCAACAUGUAACUUUAAUUUGUCGACAUAAAAAAAUUAAAAUCAAAUUGUGUAUUAAUUAAAAAAAAUGUUCGUCAUAAAUCAAUCAUCUUAAAAAUAUAUCAAAUUUUAAAUUCAAAUGAUUCCGUAAAAUUACAUGUAUUUUGAUCGUAUGUACAAAAAUUGCGUCUAAAACUAAUAUGUAUAUAUAGAAUUUAA